Messenger RNA from Staurois parvus, 382 nucleotides. NCBI's taxonomy places the organism in Eukaryota, Metazoa, Chordata, Amphibia, Anura, Ranidae. The record is from the annotation of a GenBank genome assembly.
CACUGCGCAUGCCCUCGGACACAGCGGAUCACUGAUCAUGGAAAGAGCCGAAGAUGUCGGCUCGGUCAUGUGAUCAGCUGUGUUCAAUCACAGCUGAUCACAUGCGACAUGUACACUGAUCAUCAGGGCACUGAUGAUCAGUGUAGCCCCAGCAGUGUCACCUGUCAGUGUAUCAGUGCUUUAUGUCAGUGCUCAUCAGUGCCUCGUGCCAGUGCCUAUCAGUGCUACAUAUCAGUGCCUACCAGUGCACAAUGCCACAUAUCAGUGCCCAUCUGAGCUGCCUUUCAGUGUCACCCAUCAGUGCCAGUCAUUGCCACCUAUCAUUGCCAAUCAGUGCCACAUAUCAGUGCCAGUCAGUGCUGCCUAUCAGUGUGCAUAAGUG